Cyprinus carpio (common carp) is the source of this 3237-nucleotide messenger RNA. Its product is annotated as general vesicular transport factor p115-like. Gene Ontology annotation, biological process: vesicle fusion with Golgi apparatus; endoplasmic reticulum to Golgi vesicle-mediated transport; intracellular protein transport. The coding region runs from base 197 to 2608 and encodes 803 amino acids. Gene Ontology annotation, molecular function: protein binding. NCBI's taxonomy places the organism in Eukaryota, Metazoa, Chordata, Actinopteri, Cypriniformes, Cyprinidae. The transcript is spliced from 21 exons. Gene Ontology annotation, cellular component: endoplasmic reticulum; cytoplasm; Golgi stack. The record is from RefSeq and is a predicted model, not a curated record.
ACGUAUCGCCACGUCUGUGCGCAUGCGCGUCCGAGUCAGUUCCGGCUGCGCGCUGUCUCGUUGAGAGAUCAACAUCAGCAGCUGCUGUUUUAAUGACAUUGAGGCUCUGACCGUGCUGUAAAAUCCCUUCAGUUUAACACACGUGUACUCUGUGAACAUCGACGUUUAAAGCAUCGGGUGAAGCGGACGCGAGAGGAUGAACUAUAUCUGGGAGGUGGUGGGAAGACAGCCGACAGGCCAGCAGCAGCCGAGCGGCGCGGACACCAUUCAGAAACUGUGUGACCGUGUGGCUUCAUCCACCCUGCUGGAGGACCGGAGAGAUGCGGUGCGUGCCCUCAAGUCUCUGUCCAAGAAAUACCGAAUGGAGGUCGGCACGAUGGCUAUGGACCAUCUGGUUCGAAUACUGCAGAGUGACCGGACAGACACUGAGAUCCUAGGUUACGCUUUGGACACGUUGUAUAAUAUAGUGUGCAGUGACGAAGAGGAGGAACCAGAUGAUUCUGAAGAGGAGAGCCAGCAGAAGCAGGAGGAUGAUUUGGGAGCUCAGUUCACGGAGAAGUUCAUCGGGGACCCAGAUAACAUCACUCUUCUCCUUGCGCUGCUGGAGGAGUUUGACUUCCAUGUGCGCUGGCCGGGUGUGAAGCUGCUGACCGCGCUUCUGAAGAGCCAGUGCGCUCCGGUCCAGAGCAUCGUCCUGGUCAGCCCCAUGGGUGAGUCCAGAAACCUUAGACGUUAUGAUGUUUGGAUCACGGGUCACUUAACCCGUUCUUCUCAUGCGGCUGUUGUAGUUGAGACAUGGUUAACGAGAUUGUUCUGCUUUGUUCUGUGCUUUUAUUUACUUUACUGCUUCCAGUGCUUCCUGUACAAGAACCAGAAAGGACAGGGCGAGAUCGUAGCCACACUGCUGCCCUCCACUAUAGAUGCUAGCUCGGUCUCAGCGGGGCAGCUGUUGUGUGGAGGUCUGUUCUCAGCGGAUUCUCUGUCUAACUGGUGUGCCGCUGUGGCUCUGGCUCACGCUCUGCAGGAUAACCUCACGCAGAAAGAGCAGCUGCUGCGGGUACAGUUGGCCACCAGUCUGGGCAAGCCUCCCGUUUCCCUUCUCCAGCAGUGCACCAACAUCCUCUCCCAGGGCGAUAAGCUCGAGCGGCGGGGCAGUCGUGUGCAGACGAAGGUCGGUCUCCUCAUGUUGCUCUGCACCUGGAUCAGUAACUGUCCAAUCGCUGUCAUGCACUUCCUGCACAAUCAAGACAACGUUCCCUUUCUGACGGGUCAGAUCUCAGAGAACCUGGGUGAGGACGAGCGGCUGGUUCAGGGUCUGUGCGCUCUGCUGCUGGGCAUCUGUAUCUACUACAAUGACAACAGCUUGGAGAAUUACACAAAGUAUGUUUUUUCUCUUUCAUUCGUAUUUUGUCGUCUUAUAACUAGGGCUGUCAUGAACAUUUACUUUGUGGAGAAGCUGGGCUUUAUAACCAAACACGAGCUGUACUCGCGUGCUGCUCAGAAACCUCAGCCGGCCUUCUCUGCUCCAGAACACAUGCUGUUCGAUCACGAGUUCACCAAACUCAUCAAAGAGCUGGAAGGAAUGAUAACAAAAGCUGUGCUUAAGUCGAGCGAGGACGAGAAGAAGGAAGAAGAGGUGAAGAAAACACUAGAACAGCAUGACAGCAUUAUAACGCAGUACAAAGAGCUGAUUAGAGAACAGGAUUGUCAGAUCACUGAGCUGAAGGAGCAGGUGGCGUCGCUGAGUUCCCAGAGCGAGACGCUGCAGAACACCGUAACACAGCAGUUCUCUCAGAUCCAGCAGCACAAAGACCAGUACAACAUCCUCAAACUCAAGCUCGGUAAAGACAGUCACGUGAACGGCCUGCAGCCGGAGGAGCAGAGCCAACUCAGAGAGCAGCUGGAGGAGCUGCAGAGACAAAACCAGCUGCUGCAGACACAGCUGACGGACAGAGACUCCCUGAUCACCAGCCUGGUACGAGAGUGUGUGUGUGUGUGUGUGUGUGUGUGUGUGUGUGUGUGUGUGUGUCAAAGCUUUCUCCCCGUGAUAUACGUUGAAUAUUUCAGCACAUUCCGCACCUGCUCCUCGACUAGAUGCAGACUCUCUGAAAGAGCUGUUGUGUGUUUGCAGGAGGUGGAGCUGCUGAGAGCUCAGCUGCAGAGUCAGAGCGCAGAGAUCACAGAGCUGCAGAGAGAGAAACAGGAGCUGCUCAGAGCACCGGACGCCACAGGUCCAGGAGAGGAUCGAGUCUGUGUGGAGUUAGAGAGCAGACUCUCGGCUCAGACAGCAGAGGCUCAGAAGCUCAAGGAGGAGGUUCAGGCUCUUCUGGAGAGGAAGGAGGUGAUGGAGAAGGAGCUGGCUUCGGCCUCGAGCACAGCUGCCGUCAUGCAGACGGAGAAGAGCCAGCUACAGCAGGAGCUGCAGGAGUCCAAGAAGGAGCAGGACGACCUUCUCAUGCUGCUCGCUGACCAGGACCAGAAGAUUCUGAGCCUCAAACACAGACUCAAGGGCUUGGGAGAGACGAUUGAAGAUGAGGAUGAUCUGGAUGCGAGGGACCAGUCUGACGAUGAUGAUGAUGAUGAUGAUGAUGAAGAGUGUGAUGAAUAAAAAAGCAUUGACUGUAUAGUGGAAGUGAAAGACUGAUAAAACUAACCUGUCUCUUGCACACUUAGAGAAAGAGAUCGAAGGCCUCGGACCACAGAGCUGAUCUUCUGAUUUUUAGAAGAAUCACGUAUUUCUUUAUUUUCUUCGUACCUGCUUUUUAAUUUUUAGAAUUUCUUUUGCAGGGGAAGACAGUUGAACCCGUUGCAUUUCAAAGAAGCUUGAGGUUUAUCCGGAUGAUGAUGAUAAACACUAGUGAAUUAUUUGUGUUUGAUCAACCCCAGAGAGAGCUCUUCAUCAUCUCUGCUCUGUUUAACAUCUCCUUCAAGCUUCCUGUUUUGCGUUAGAUGCUCGGACUGCUGUUAUUCUAUUUCUUUCAUCUGUUCCAUGUCAGCAGUUUUCAGAAUUGUUCAGCCGUACGCUCAUAUGUACAGAUCAGGAUCCGACACACUCGAUCGUGUCGGCACUACUGUGUGUUAUUCUUCAGUUAAACACUGCUGAAGUCCCACUGAAUGAUGGGAUGUGAGGCGCUUUCAGGUUCCUCUCAAACUGGAGAGCUAUUGUGCAAAAUUUGAUUUAGUUUUUGGUUAAUUUAUGGAUAAAUGAGCCUCCUCAGAAUAAACUACAUAAAUGCU